This is a messenger RNA of Moneuplotes crassus, 1713 nucleotides long. The record is from the annotation of a GenBank genome assembly. Lineage: Eukaryota; Ciliophora; Spirotrichea; Euplotida; Euplotidae.
UAUAACUUUCAGAAGCUUGUUAAUACCUUUUAAUGAAUCCAUUGAUAAAGCCGAAGAGAUUUAGGUCCCUUUUUAAGAACUUUGAUCAUGAACUUCCACGAAUCUUGGAACCUAUUGAUAACGUAGAGAUUUCAGAAGAGCAGAUUAUUGGACACAGGAUUUGUAAAAACCCAUUUGUGAGCUGUGCGAAGAUCUCCGAUCUGACUGUAGAGUUUAGUCCUAAAGCUCCCAAAUUAGACCAGAACUGGCCUGAAUUAAGAAUGUAUCCAGUAGAAAUCCAAGCGAAGCCACCCUUCAUUGGAGAACAUGGGAUUUAGCUACUUUGAAGUUAAAAUUUCUGAGCUGGUUGAGACAGAAAAUGAAUUUCCCAAAUUUGUAGUCGGAGUGAAGCAUCUUUGCAGUUGGAACUGUGAGAUAUCUAUGGACACGAGUAUAAACUUUCAAAUUUCAGGAGAGCAGUAUUACAAGACAAUCCGGAUCUGCAUCUGCGAAGCAGAUGGCACAUCUGACUGUAAUUAUCAAGGACCUCGUAUCGAGUUUAAUGAUACUAUUGGACUCUGAAUCAACUUCUUGGUCGGAGAAGUAUUCUUCACACAUAAUGGUAUAAUUAGUGAGAGCAGGUUCCUCAAUCUAGAUAAUCUGAAGGCCUGGACAGUAGACGACUUUGGUAGCGUGAAGCUGUUUCCAUUCGUGAAGUUUCGCAAACUUAACCAAAAAGUUCAGUUUGUGUUUGAUAAGAAAAACUUUGUUUUUAAUAUUGAUGAAUAUAUCAAAAAGACUCUUGGAGAUGUUUACAAGGAAAUAGUAAACCAAGCAAGUCUGCCUAAUUGAUUAACUACUAUUGCUAAACAUGACAAUGGAAAUUGAUUUGAUAUGCUGUCUCAGACCUUAAUACUUGAGUACCUGAGAGAUGAAGGAUAUACUAAAACUUUGAACGAGCUUUCAGAAUCCCUAGGAACCCCUCUGACUGACCACCCAGCAACCAAAACUCCCCUCCAAAGUAUCGAAAACCUUCCUUCCUUUACCUCCUCUCCCACUGAACCACCUCUCAACUAUCUCUCAUCUCUUACUAAAAUUUAAGGACUAUCUCAGUAAAUACCAGUUUGAUAAGAUUAAGACUUAUUUUAGCCAGAUUGAUCCCCAAGAGAGCCAGAAAGGAUAUUUGAAUAAGAAGGUGUUUUUAUUGGAUUUGUGGUAUUUUUCAAGGGUAGUUAUAAGCGAAAAAGGGCAAAAUCUAUUUGGGAGUGAAGAUAGGUUGGCUUGGACGCAGGGAGAUGGUUCAGAAAUGAAUUUUGAAGGUUUGGAGUAUAAUUAAGGCUGCAGAGGGAGAUGUUUGAGUGGAAAGAGAUAUUGAAGAAGCUGUAAGAUUUUUGAAAGAUGUUGUUACUCCAAGCUUAAAAAUUUGUUAUCCUCAACUAGACGAAAUAACUUUAUACAGUAAAAAGAAGUUUAAAUAAAUUCUUCAAAAUUCUCAUAAUGGAUCCCAAGAAAAUCAAAAAGAAAUACUUCAGCGUCAAAUCUCUCGAAAGCAUAGAGAGGAUGUGUAUAAACUGGCUCAAACAGCUCUGCUUUGGCAAGGAUUAUGAAACCGAUAAGAUCAGUAAUAUUCUCAAGAGACUCUAUAAGAGUUGAACCAAAAACAAGAACCCUAAGCUAGAGUUCCUACUACGAAACCCAAAGUUAUGCAAGGGAAUUUUACAAAUCAUACUCUAA